GACGAAUUUCUCGACGCUGCCCGCGAAGUUUACACAUCAACGAUUAAAUCUAAUAGAGGACUUCGCGAUAUUAUUAUAAAACUCAUCAUCGGCCUUAUCAACUCCGCUACCGGCUCCCUAUCCACCCUGCCCUCGACCCGGGGAGGAGUAAGAUUCGUCGUUAUUGCGUGUCUUAUCGUAAGAAUCAGUGCUAGCGCUAUUCUCGUCGUCCGAGGAGUCGUAGGCUACAUAGGGUUUCGUGGUCGCAUAGCCGCCAACAUUCCUCACACGCCGUUAAGCGGUUCGCCACGGUCUCUCUAA
This is a messenger RNA of Emericellopsis atlantica, 300 nucleotides long. RefSeq lists its product as uncharacterized. The annotation marks the transcript as partial. The transcript has a single exon. Lineage: Eukaryota; Fungi; Ascomycota; Sordariomycetes; Hypocreales; Bionectriaceae. The record is from RefSeq and is a predicted model, not a curated record.